AAGAUAAGACGGCUAAUGGUAAGCAGGAGGGGACAGUUAUGAGGGUACUGCGUUUGAAAUUACACAUCUGUUGGAUGUUCACUUUUAUUUGUUUGGGGACCCUGCUGACCACUCUCCUCUGGUCCAUGGUCAACAACAGAGGACUCAGGAAGCGAGGGCCCAUCCACUACAUCUGGACCGCACACUUUUUUAGACAUACCCCGCUGCUUAACCAGAGCCACCGCAAAAGACGCCCGACGCGGAGGGGCGGCAGGAAGCACCGCACAUACCAGCGGCAGACAACAGGGAAGGAGUUAAAGGUCAUCAAUCUCUCCAGCAGUGAUGUGGUGUCCUACAGUCCUCCUCGCCACAAGAAAAGCCACCCUCCGCCCACUAAACUCUGUGAAGGUUGCAAAGAGAUCCUUGACAAAGUGAAAGAGCUUUAUUCUACAACCUGGGAGAAGCACGAGUACAAUUACCAAAAAAUCAGAUUACAGCUGAGCUCUGAGUGCAAUGGUUUUGACAAGGCCAUCAUUACUCAGGCCAACACUCCAGUGGGAUCCAAGAUUGUGUACGACGGGGAAAAGAAGAGAUCCCUCAAUGUGACGUCAAAGAUUUUUAGCACCUUCGCAAAGGAGCAUCCUUUUCAAAAUAAAACACGGGACACGUGUGCUGUUGUUGGGAAUGGAGGGAUCCUGACCAACAGCAGCUGCGGAAAGAUGAUCGAUUCAGCUCAGUUUGUUAUCAGGUGCAACCUACCUCCUUUGGAAAAUGGCUAUGAGGAAGAUGUGGGCAUCAAGACUGACCUUGUGACAGCAAACCCAAGCAUCUUUCUAUUCAAGUAUCAUUCUCUAUUGGAACGCCACCGUCCUUUUGUGGACAGCCUGCAUAGCUACGGCAACUCCCUGCUGCUUUGUCCCGCCUUCUCCUAUGGCUUUAACACUAAUGUGUGCCAGCGGGCUGCCUACAGUGUUGAAGACUUUGAAAUCCCCAUGCGGCCCGUCUAUUUAAAUCCCGACUACCUCCUGAGUCUGGUCCGAUUCUGGCGCUCCCAAGGCCUAAAAGAAAAUCGACACAGCACCGGCCUCAUGAUGGUUAGCCUGGCACUGGAACUCUGUACCAAUGUGCAUCUGUAUGGGUUCUGGCCCUACGGUAAUCAUCCACAUGGACUCUACGCCCUGACUAACCACUACUAUGAUGACGUGGCACCUAAAAAAGGAGUCCACACCAUGUCGAGUGAGUUUGAGCUCUUGUUGCGGCUGCACAAUCAGGGGAUUCUCAGGCUUCACCUGGAAGAUUGUUCAUCAGAUUAAAGUUCACCAAUGUUCCAGCUGGAGGCCGGAGAGAGUUAAUUUAUCUUAUUUUUGAUUUAAAUUAUGAUCUUUUUUGAGGACCCUGUGGGGGUUUAUAUUGCAGUACCUUAUACAGUGCCCUCCAAAAGUAUUGGAACAGUGAGUCCAAUUCCUUUACUUUUGUUGUAGACUGAAAACAUUUGGGUUUGACAUCAA
Messenger RNA from Epinephelus fuscoguttatus (brown-marbled grouper), 1487 nucleotides. RefSeq names its product alpha-2,8-sialyltransferase 8E-like. Lineage: Eukaryota; Metazoa; Chordata; Actinopteri; Perciformes; Serranidae. Bases 39 to 1292 code for a protein of 417 amino acids. Gene Ontology annotation, molecular function: alpha-N-acetylneuraminate alpha-2,8-sialyltransferase activity. The record is from RefSeq and is a predicted model, not a curated record. The transcript is spliced from 8 exons. Gene Ontology annotation, biological process: N-glycan processing; oligosaccharide metabolic process.